AUGACAAUCACCAGUAAAAAUGUGAUUCUGAGCAAUAAAUCGAUUCCUGAAGUUUAUUCAUCUCACUCAUAUUCCCAUCGAUCGUGGCUAUUUUUUUGUCCCGCGAUUCUUGACAACGUUCCCUUCCGAAAUGAAGGAGAGGAAGAGGAAGAGGAGGAAAAGGAGAAGGAGGAGGAGGAACAGGGUGAAUUAAGGAUUCAUCAUCACAGACUGUGGAAAUGGGUUUCUCAUCCUGCUCUUAGUCGCAUGUCACAUGUCACAUCAGCUGAUGGUAAGCCUCUUCCUGCCUUGUGCAACUGCGGCAGCACUGAUCGAAGCUAG
Molecule: messenger RNA, 321 nt
Organism: Loa loa (African eye worm)
Lineage: Eukaryota; Metazoa; Nematoda; Chromadorea; Rhabditida; Onchocercidae
Exons: 3
Coding region: 1-321 (106 amino acids)
Source: RefSeq, a predicted model, not a curated record